CUUAAAGACAAGCAGAGGAAGAAGAAGAACAAGAACGCCCAUUUUGCUCACAGUAUCCGCAUAGAGAAGUGCACAAGUAUCAACAGACAGAAGAGGACAAAGAGCUGCAAUGGACGGUGAUGUUGCGGUUGGUGUGAAGAGAGGCUCAGAUGAGCUCAACAUGUACGGUAGCAGCCCCAACUCUAUGACUGCAAACGGCAGUGACAGUAAAAAACAGCGCCUGGAGGAAUCACCUCCCUCCAGAGUCCUCCACAUCAGAAAACUUCCCAAUGAGGUGUCUGAGACUGAAGUCAUUGCUCUGGGGUUGCCCUUUGGAAAAGUCACCAACAUACUGAUGCUGAAGGGGAAAAACCAGGCUUUUCUUGAGUUGGGCACAGAGGAAGCUGCUGUAACUAUGGUGAACUACUACACAGCUGUCACACCACAGGUCAGAAAUACUCCAGUCUUCAUUCAGUAUUCCAACCAUAAGGAACUGAAAACAGACUCUGCUCUGAACCAGAGGGCUCAGGCAGUACUGCAGGCAGUGUCAGCGGUUCAGGAUGGAAGCUCUCCAUCCUCUGACCCAGGAGUUUUGGACCUAACUCCACCCCCCAGCCCCGUGCUGCGAAUUAUCAUUGACAACAUGUUUUAUCCUGUCACGCUAGAUGUUCUACAACAGAUCUUCAGUAAGUUUGGAACCGUAAUGAAGAUUAUAACGUUCACCAAGAACAACCAGUUUCAGGCUCUUCUGCAGUUCAGUGACCCCGUCAAUGCACAGCAAGCUAAACUGUCUUUAGAUGGACAGAACAUCUAUAACUCAUGCUGUACUCUGCGGAUAGACUUCAGUAAACUGGUCAACGUUAACGUCAAAUACAACAAUGAUAAGAGCCGGGAUUACACCAGGCCUGAUCUUCCUACAGGAGAUGGAGAGUCAACCAACAAGGAUCAUUCAUUACUGGGUACCCCGUCUGGAGCGCUAGCUUCCUACUCUAGUGGAGGAGGUUACUCAUCUUCUCUCUCCCUCUCGCAGGGUGGAGGAGCCAUUAGUCCUCUGAGUGCAGCGGCAGCGGCAGCAGCAGCUGCAGGUCGAGUUGCUCUGUCAGGAUCCGGAGUGUCUGGGGUUCUGUUGGCAUCCAACCUAAAUGAAGAGAUGGUCACGCCUCAAAGUCUCUUUACCCUCUUCGGGGUCUAUGGUGAUGUGCAGAGGGUGAAGAUCCUCUACAACAAAAAGGACAGCGCUCUGAUUCAGCUGUCAGAUGGCAACCAGGCGCAGCUGGCCAUGAGUCACCUGAAUGGUCAGAAGGUGUUUGGUAAAGUGAUGAGAGUGACACUGUCGAAGCAUCAGACUGUGGCUCUGCCCAGAGAAGGACUGGAUGACCAACUACUAACUAAAGAUUUUUCUGGCUCGCCGCUCCAUCGCUUUAAGAAGCCAGGAUCGAAAAACUUCCAGAACAUCUUUCCUCCCUCAGCAACACUUCACCUCUCCAACAUUCGGGAUGGAGUGGGCGAGGAUGACCUGCGACUUCUGUUCUCCAACAGUGGAGGAACUGUCAAGGCCUUCAAGUUCUUCCAGGACCGUAAGAUGGCCUUGAUCCAGAUGUCAUCAGUGGAGGAAGGAAUCCAAGCUCUGAUGGAUCUUCACAACUAUGACAUGGGAGGAAAUCAUCAUCUGAAAGUCUCCUUUUCAAAGUCUACCAUCUAACCUAAAUCCUACACAUUUAGAUCUGUGACACGCCAACAGGUCCCGAGCAGUGGUUCUCUUUUUGAAAAUUUACUUGGAAUAGUUUUGAGUGAAAAUAUUGAGAAAAUUUCACUACAGUAUAUUUUCUCAACCAGUAGAAGCAGUGCUCAGUCUCAGCCCAGAGGCAGCCCUGCAACAUCUUAAAGAGCAACUAAACACCAGCUGAAUAUGUUUUGUUUACCAGGAUGUGCCAGUACACCAUGACAUCACUGUUGGGUGUGCUUACAGGUGAAAAAGACUUGAACUCUGAUCUGGUGUUGAGAUCCUCUUUAAGCAGUAAUUUAAAGUGCAAACUGUGGUUUUAGUUUGUGGUGACCUGCCUGUUUGGCAGAGUUGACCUCCCUGAAUUUAUUGUUGAGAUCUGAGUCAUUUCUCUCCGCAUUGUAUUGCUUCUUGAGCCGCCUGCUCUUCAGCAAAUAUCAGUUUUAACAUCCAACUUGCGCAGUUCUGAAAGGCAUUCACAUCCUCUCUGAUCCUCGUUCUUUUCCUGAUAUUUUAAGAUGUUUUCUGCACUGCUCUGUUUCUGGCAUACGCAUCCGAGUCUCACCCAGUGCAUUGGUGAAGUGUGACAUGUUCAAGAAAGGGUGGCGUCACUGAAUGCGAUGUAAAUAUGACCAGUAUUACAUUAGAACCACUCGAUUCUCACUUUAAAUGUAGUUUAAACACCAGAUGUAACAACAGUUUUUAAUGCUUAACACAUGAAUCAGAGUGCGGCGGUUUCAGCAUUAUUAUUUUAUGCACACUUUCUUGCUGGUUAUCCCAUGUCUGAACAAUCAUUUUGCUGCAUUUAAUCAAUAUUAGUAAAUCUGUUGUACCCUUUUUCUGUAUGAUUUUAGAAGGUUUUGUGGGAAUGACAGUCAUCAUUUAAAGCUAACAACGCUUGUUGUGGACAGUUCUGCCCCUGAAAUGUCCUUCACAGCACAACACAGAAUGUAUUGACAUCCACUCAGUGUAAUAAUAUGAAGGAUGCAAAGGAUGCUUCCUGUUUGAAUCCCAUCGCAGUCAUUGGAAAACCAGCUGUGAGUGGGUGCCCACACACAGACACACACAUAGGAUGUUUGCUAAUGCUGCCUGUUUAGACAAGGUUUCAACAUGUUAUUGUGGUCUGGGUCUCUGCUUCUUAGAGAACCCAUCAAGACCUAAGUACAUGUGCCUUUAGUCUGAUUUUGCUGUUUAUCUUUUGUGUUUUUAAACCUGCAAUUUUAUUGGUAGUGAUUGCCAAUCUUGUGCUGUAAACCUAUGCUUAAAAAAAGGAAGCGUUUUUUGUUUAAUUUUAAAAAGAAGCAGACCUUGUCUUUUCAGUCCUCCUUGUGUGACAGUCUGAGGUUAUUUAUCAAAGCGAGAUGCACAAAAAUUGUCACAGUUUCACCUAAAGUUGGUUUUAUUUUUACUCUCGCCUCUCGAUCUUAUUUCCAGCUGCAGAGUUUAUUUUUAGACCGUUUCUAGAUGAUUCUUGUCAAUUUUCUACUUGAGUUCAGUUUCUUUUGUGAUAAGAUUUCAGAUUAGCACAAAUUAAACACGUCUUUUCUACCAACCAGCUCAAGUAAAAUUGUGUUUGUGUAUGUCUGGGCAGUUUCAGGCCUCUGCUCUCAUCUGUACCUUAUCUGUAAUAAACGUCUCUCACUCUGUUCA
This is a messenger RNA of Archocentrus centrarchus (flier cichlid), 3352 nucleotides long. Its product is annotated as polypyrimidine tract-binding protein 2-like. Gene Ontology annotation, biological process: mRNA processing. Lineage: Eukaryota; Metazoa; Chordata; Actinopteri; Cichliformes; Cichlidae. Gene Ontology annotation, cellular component: nucleus. The transcript has 17 exons. The record is from RefSeq and is a predicted model, not a curated record. Bases 110 to 1681 code for a protein of 523 amino acids. Gene Ontology annotation, molecular function: RNA binding.